UGUGUGUGUGUGGUUGUGUUGUGUUGUGUUGUGUUGUGUUGUGUUGUGUUGUGUUGUGUUGUUUUGUUUUGUUUUAACAGGUAGGUUGUAUAUUUGGUGGCUGAUGUUCAGGUUGUGAUUGUUGCAUUUAGUGUUGUUGUAUUUGGAAGGAUUGUUGUUGUUGUGACUGCAUUUACUGUUGUUGUGGUUGUUAUUUGGAAGGUGGUUGUUGUGGUUGUGAUAGUUAGCCAUGUUGCUGCUGUACUUGUUCAUGUUGAGUUGUGGUUGUAAUUGUUGCACUUAGUUUUGUUGUUGUUGUGACUGUUGCAUUUCAUGUUGUUGUGACUGUUGCAUUUCAUGUUGUUGUUGUGACUGUUGCAUUUCAUGUUGUUGUGACUGUUGCAUUUCAUGUUGUUGUGGUUGUUAUUUUUGGGAAGGUGGUUGUUGUGGUUGUGAUACUUGCAUCAUUGGCCAUGUUGUUGCUGUACUUGUUCAUGUUGAGUUGUGGUUGUAAUCGUUGCACUUAGUUUUGUUGUUGUUGUUUGAAAAGGUGGCUGUUGUGGUUGUAUUUAGCUUUGUUGUUGUUGUUGUUGUUGUUGUUGUUUGAAAAAUAAUGGCUGUUGUGAUUGUUGCCUUUAGUGCCGAUUGGAAACGUAACUGUUGUUGUGGCCGUGAUUUGUUGUUUUCAGCUUUGUUGUUCUGUUGUUGUCGGUGUUGUGGUUUUGUUUAUUUUUUGGAAAGGGCCAGCUGUUGUGGUUGUGAUUGUUGACCAUGCUGCUGUUGUAGUUGUUCUUGUUGAGUUUGCGACAGUUGUAGUUAGAAUUCUUGCAUUUAACUUUGUUUUGUUGGGUCGGGUUGUUGUGGUUGUAUUUAGCUUUGUUGUUGUUGUUUGUUGUUUUUAAAUGGCUGUUGUGGUUGAGAUUAUUGCAUUUAUUAUUGAUUCGAAACGUUACUUGUCGUGGCUAUGAUCGUUACGUUCAGUUUUGUUGUGUGGAAAAGUCAACUGUUGCAUCCGACUUUGCUGUUGUUUUGUCAUCGUUGUUGCAUUUAGUGUUUUUUUUUGUUUGUUUGUUUGGAAAACUGUGUUUUUGUUUAGCAUUGUUGCUAGGAAAAGUUGUUCUUGUUGAGUUUGAAAAGUUGACUUCUUGUGAUUGCUAUGCGAUUAUAUGAUGAUGAUGUUGUUGUUGUUGUUGUUGUUGUUGUUGUUGUUGUGACGAGCUGUAUUUUUUUGGUCAUUAAGUUCACGAAAGGGGAAAGAAGAGGGAGUGAUGUAUAAAGCUGCUAGAAUGCACGUGAUAACAGGAGAUAACUUUCGUGGACGUUCCACAACAUUUAAAUAUACCUGGUUGAACAGAGAGAUGUGGAACUGAACAUAAGAGAUAACUGGGACAGUACACCUCUGUACUAUGCAUGCCUCUGUGGACAUGAGGAGUUGGUGCAGUAUUUGUUGGCCAAUGGAGCGAAGUGUGAAGCGAAUACGUUCGAUGGUGAGCGAUGUCUGUACGGAGCUCUGAGCGAUUCCAUACGCCGUCUGCUGAAGGAGUACAAGCGGAUCACGGCUAAAACCAUGCAGCGGGAUUACUACGAGCAGUUCCUGCAGACGCUGCUGGAGCAGGGCUCAUACAGCGAUGUGACGUUCAUGGUGCACGGCGAGAUGUUCCGCACGCACCGUUGCGUCCUCAGCGCCCGCUCCGAAUACUUCGCCCACAUGCUGGAGACCAAGUGGAAGGGCAAGACCAUGAUCGCUCUCAAACAUCCACUGGUGAAUCCGGCUGCGUUUGCCGCCAUCCUGCAGUACUUCUAUACUGGUCGUCUGGACAUCGACGUGAGUUACGUGGAAGACUGCAAGCGUCUGGCCAAGCAGUGCAAAAUCAGCGAGCUCAUCGAGGAGCUGGAGGUCAAGUGCAAGCAGGUGCAAGAGUUUGUGUCCAAUAAGCCGGGGACGUGCGUGAAGGUGCUCACUCUGGAUCCUCACGACUGGCAGCUGCAGGACGGCAUGGCUCUGUUAGCCGACAGCGCUCUCCCCGCCGAUCUGAGGGUUGGAUACGGGCAGCUUCCUUUUGAUUUGACGGACAGUUUUCCCAGCUACCCUGACAUCUGCUUCCGGGUGGACGGUUAUGACUUCCUGUGUCAUAAGGCAUUUUUCUGUGGCCGUAGCGAUUACUUUAAGGCGUUGGUGGAAGAUCAUUUCAGUGAGGGAGAAACCCUGCAGUCUCUCCCCGAAGUUCCUGUCAUCACCCUACAUGAUGUAUCUCACGAGCUAUUCACCAAAAUCCUCUACUACAUCUACAGCGAUAACACACAGCUGUCCCAUGAUAGUGUGUACGAGGUGCUAUGUGUAGCGGACAUGUACCUGUUGCCGGGUCUGAAGCGUCUGUGUGGCCGCACCCUGGCUGCGUUGCUCAGCGAGGAAAACGUUCUGCACAUGUGGAAGACGGCCAAACUGUUCAGCCUGUCGCGCCUCGAGGACCAGUGCACAGAGUACAUGGCCAAGAUCAUCGAGAGGCUGGUGGAAAGGGCAGAGUUUGCAGAGCUAAUCCGAGAGGACGCCGCGAGCGUGGCGGCACGCCAGGAGACGGACUCCAUCCCGCUGGUGGACGACAUCCGCUACCACAUCAGCAGCAGCGUUCAGACGUACAGCGCCAUAGAGGAGGCCAACCAGAAAGUGCACGCCCUCGAGCUCCUGCUCAACUACAUCGGCCUGGACUGCUGAACACACACACACACACACACACACACACACACACACACACACACACACACAGAGAGCGAAGACGAUGCGUAGGAUAACACAGUGUGACGUUACGGCUUUAUUUACGCUUUCUGUGCAACUAAAACGAGUAGCAUUCAGUUUUAGAGUAACAUUUAACUGAUAUUUAACUUUAACUCGCUUUAAUACACAACCAUGCAGAAUGAAGAUUAUAAAAAGCUUUAAGUAAGUUUACUUAUUGUUUUUACUUUAGUUUAGGUUCGGUUCUUAUUAACCCGAACAAGACCCGGUCAGAUAUUAUUUGUGUAUCCGUUUAGCAUGGCUGCAUAACAGUACAGUUACAGUGACAUGAGGUUUGGGCUGCACAAUAAUGCCUAAAAUCCUCAUUCUUCACAAUUAUUUAAGCAAUUUAGGAGCUAAAUAGCUUCACUGCAUCGUUUCGAAUAAACAGGAAAGAAUUUAAUUAUCUGUCGAAUUGUCCUUUAGAAGCCUAUAGAUACAAAUACAGAUACAAAAAAAAAAACAAACGACGACAACGACGCAAUUAUCAGCAAAUGAAUCGUUUUUUCAAAAUAUAAAGACCUAAAUAAACAGGCCACAGGAAUCCUGUGAACUAAUGCAUCUUAAACUCUAGUUAAUGUUCACCAAGUAUCCUUAGCUAAGCUGACCAACCCUGGAGCUAAUUGCGUUUAAUUAAUUAAGAAAUCUGAAAUUCAUGACGUAAAUGCCGUCAUAUAAUAACGUUAAGCAAAAGUGCUUUCUUUUCUUCGUCAGAUAAUGAGGUCUUUCGUAAAAAUAAGUAAAUAAAUAAAUAAAUAAAGACUUUAAAAGUCUUUUGGCAGUGUGCUAGUAGAUAGAAAUUGUUUCUGUUGUCUCUAUUAAAAGAUGUUUGGACACAAAUACAUAAAAUACACUGGUAAAAUAUAUAAGAUAUAAAAUAUAUAAGUGAGGAGCUUUUAAUAAUGCACCACUUAGUAAUAACUGACAUCUAAUUGGCGCUAACCAUUUUAGCUAAGCUCAAUAAUAAUAAUAAUAAUAAUAAUAAUAAUAAUAUCAUGCUGAUUUAAACACACUUAUCCGUUCAGGCAUGACAUAAAUGGCCUUAUUAUAAUAAUAUUAUAAGUGCUUACUUUCUCUUCAUUAUUAAAAGCUCAUGGGGUCAUUUAUAUAACAGUUUACCUACAGGAUUCGAAAUGUGUUAUUAGAUACAGAUUAGGAGACGAAAUAUAACAAAUAUGUUUAUUUAAGAGAGGUUGAGCUGCUCCAGUGAGAUCUCAUAUAAUACAAAUUACAAUUUCUUUUUUUUUUUUUUGUUCUGUUUUAUUUUGCGUUGUGUGUUAUGAGCUGAAAUUACUUCUGGAAACAAAAAACAAAACAAAAAAAGACGUCUCUAAACUAAGAGAUGGGUUCGUGACGCACACUUUUCACCACUGUGUUGACGGGAUCGUGUGCGUCGCGACCGGAGCUAGAGGUAUCGAGCUUUAUUUGCGAUUAGAAUACAUGAAUCUCCGUGUAGACGCGUGAGUCUGAAUGCAGUGUGUUAUUACCUGAGCUCAGGUGUGUGAGGAUCUGGACAGGGCGAUAAACGUGGAUUGGAUUCGGACGUUUUGAGACCUUCGGUUUAUAAGGUUCCGACCCUUUUUCAUCAGUUAAUGUAUUAUUCGUAACUCGUUUAAAAUGCGCCGCUAAACAUUCGCAGGCGGCGAAUUUGUUGCGUUCUUGAUUCUGAAUUCUGAUUGGUCAGAAGGUGCCGAUGGAUUUUAACAUUAGCGCAGGCUGUAAUUCGUAUCACCGUUUCUGUUAACGUGCUCGUUUUAAUUCGUCGUCAUUUCUGCAGUAACAAUUUACACAUUGACUUGUAACCACAACAACAACAAAAAGCCUCGAUUAAAAUCGACAUGUUGAAGUCGUUUGUUUAUUUUUGAUAUAUUUUUACGGAAGGAGUCACCAGUGUCAGAGCUUUGUAGCAGUCAGAGGAAUAAAUCAUUGUAAUAGCUGGCAAAUUGCUGUGGUAGAAGAGGAAUAAAAUACCGAGACAUUCUGUUAUUACAAAAUGAUCACUAGAUUAAAAUCACAGAAUCGUCUGAACCUUAUCAUUUCCUUAACUAACUUGAUUUACUGCAUUAGUUAACAUGAACCUUAUAAAGCCAAGGUCUUGAUUUAUUCAGCUGUGCAAUAUUCUAGAACAGUCUUACAUUAUCUAGGUCUGGUGCUAAGCUUGUGUUUUACUUUAGUGGUUUUAUUAUGAUAAUUUUUUCUUUUUAUGGCGCUUCGGUUUCACUCUGCGGUGCUCUCAAAGAAACAGUGUAGCGUGAAAAAUGAAAUUUACACCCACGUCCAAAGGUAGUAGACCAGCUGAGACACGUGUCUAAAAAACAACAGAAAAAAGGGUUUUGCACUGGGGCAAUGAGUCUAAUGUUGCUAGGAACUAAGAACCACCAGUUUAGUUUCAUGUGUUUACAUUUACAGCAUUUGGCAGAUGCACUUAUCCAGAGCGACUUUUAUACAACUGAGCAGUUGAGGGUUAAGGGCCUCGCUCAAGGGCUCAGCAGUGGCAGCUUGGCAGUGCUGGGAUUCGAACUCGCAACCUUCGGAUCAGUAAUCCAGUGAGCUUCCAGUGGUUAAGACGUCUAUUGAUGUACAAUUUAAUGAAACCGCAUGAGAUGUCUUGCCUAUUUAGUGACGGAAACCACGUUCGCAUGUAGCACGUUCACCUCACACGACCAGGGUUGGGAGUUCGAUUCCCGCCACUGCAGAGUUUGCACGUUCUCCCCGUGCUGCGGGGGUUUCCUCCGGGUACUCCGGUUUCCUCCCCCAGUCCAAAGACAUGCAUGGUAGGCUGAUUGGCGUGUCCAAAGUGUCCGUAGUGCAUGAACGGGUGUGUGAAUGUGCAUGUGAUUGUGUCCUGCGAUGGAUUGGCACCCCGUCCAGGGUGUACCCCGCCUUGUGCCCGAUGCUCCCUGGGAUAGGCUCCAGGUUUCCCGCGACCCUGUAGGAUAAGCGGUAUAGAAACUGAAUGGAUGGAAACAUCAUACACUAAACACGUCUUGGCUGAUCGACUAUGUUGGGAAGAGUAACUGUGUAAAUUUUAAUUCUUUACUAAACUCUUUCUUGAAUGUCUAGACUAUAAUGUCUCAAUGGCUUUGUUUUUGUAUGUGUGUGUGUGUGUGUGUUAGAGAGAGCGAGAGAAAGAAUGAGUGUGUCGGAUGUUAAUAGUGUGUCCAAGGACAGUUUUGGUCCAGAUUUGAUGCAGAGGGCGCACUAAUUUCUAAAUAGCAGUAAUAUUUUUCACACUGGCAUGAAAUUAGUUUUGUGAGUAUAAAACCAGAAUGCAUAGAAGCAAAUAAAUAACCGUUAUUUAAAAAAAAAAAAAAGCAAACCUGUUUGAAUGUCUUCUUGAAAUGUUAAUGCCCAGAUGCUGUACUUAAAUUAUUUCUCUACAGGGGGCGCUAUAUACCUAUACUGCACUUUCAGCACGUGUUAUCUGAGGCGAAGGUAAAUCGUUAAUCUCAGUUUUGGCUUGCAAUUAAAAAAAUAAAUAAAAACAGUUCUUUUGUCA
This is a messenger RNA of Ictalurus furcatus (blue catfish), 6248 nucleotides long. It is a transcript of the gene abtb1, whose product is annotated as ankyrin repeat and BTB (POZ) domain containing 1. Gene Ontology annotation, cellular component: cytoplasm; ubiquitin ligase complex. The transcript is spliced from 12 exons. Gene Ontology annotation, molecular function: protein binding. The record is from RefSeq and is a predicted model, not a curated record. Lineage: Eukaryota; Metazoa; Chordata; Actinopteri; Siluriformes; Ictaluridae. Bases 1547 to 2692 code for a protein of 381 amino acids.